CCUCUGUCGCACCGGCUUCUCUCUUGUCCUUUAUUGCACGAGCCAUUUAUUGUCUAUAAAUUACAUGUUUUUCUAACUGUUGCUCCUGGGACACGGGGAUCAGCAGAUCGUUUUGUGCAGUCUUUCCUCAGGUCUUGCUUUGCUAAGAAGAUGCGCUCUCUGGACUCACUUCACUGAUGGUCGUGAGCGUCCAUCAUAGGCCCUACUCUCCGUCCGAUUACUGGAGCUAGUUCCUUAUAUGAAAAUGAAAUUUAGUUGCGGUUCACGGAGGUGUUUUUAAGCGUUAAGGUCGAGACUGCCAUUUGAAAAAAUGAAGAUUUGGAGCACGGAACAUGUUUUCAGUUACCCAUGGGAGACUGUGAUCAAGGCUGCCAUGAGGAAGUACCCUAAUCCCAUGAACCCUAACGUGGUCGGGGUGGACGUGCUGGACCGCAGUCUGGAUCAAGAGGGACGCCUGCACAGCCACAGACUCCUCAGCACAGAGUGGGGCCUCCCGGGCAUUGUGCGAGCGAUACUGGGAACCAGCCAUACACAGACGUAUGUGAAGGAACAUUCCAUAGUAGACCCAGAGGAGAAAAAGAUGGAGCUGUGCUCAACAAAUAUCACUCUUACCAACCUGAUUUCAGUGGAUGAGAGACUCCUUUACACACCACACCCAGACAACCCUGACGUUACCGUCCUGACCCAGGAGGCCAUCAUUACAGUCAAGGGAGUGAGUCUAAGCAGUUACUUGGAGGGGAUGAUGGCUAGGAGAAUGUCAGCUAAUGCCAGAAAGGAGUGCAGUUCUACAGUACAGUACCUUCCCUGGCUACACCUCAUACACCACUGUGGAUUCUCAGCAUCUCGGGAUCCUCUGCAGUUGGUACUUAUAUCGUCUGGGAGGUUUUGUGGAUUUUCACCCCACACUGCCUCUCUCACCUCUGGAGCGCAUGCACUGAGAGCUCAGACACUGAAAUGCUGCCAAAGCUGAAUGGUUAUCAAAGCAUGUUAGCAUUGGAUUUAAAGGUUGUUGGUUAAAGUCUGGUAGGGGUAGCUCAAUGCUUACUAAAGUACUCAAUAACCCAUUAACAACUAUUCUAAUUAAAGCAGGUGAGGAGAAAACAACAGUUUCCUUCCAUGUGUAAAACAACCUUUUCUGUUGAAUAAAAAGAAGGUUUAAAAUUAAAGGGUGCUGCUGUCAAGAGCUCAACAUCAUGAGCCCGCCAGACUUUACUGGUUCAAAUAUAGUAUUACUACCCUACAUUUCCUUUGCUCUCAUUUUAUAUCUUAGCAUACUGUGGAAGAGAUGCUGAAAAGGGAUGCAGGAGGAACACGCACACUAUUUUUUUAGGAAACAAUGUAAUGACAAUAUGCAACAAACUUCAUAACUUUGAUUUGAACAGAUGUAACUCUUCUGUAAUGUCAAACACUGGUGACUCCUAUAGCAGGAGUUCAAAUCAGAACGUUGUUAUUGGUGCUCAUUAUGUGUUUCAAGAGGCACAAACUGUAGAUAUGUUGCAUGAUUGUAGUAAAAACAAAUGGAGGAGGGGGGGUUUAUUGAAGAAAAUGAGUAGCGUGGUAGCUAGCUAGCUAGCCAUGUAGCUAGCUAUAAAAGUAGUAAUGCAGCUUUAGAUAGAUAGGAAUUCAAAGAAAUUCAAAUGUUUUAUCUCAGAAAAAAAAGAUGGGAAUGUACUGUUAACAUUGCCUUCUUUUUCUGCAGUCAAGGCAACAUUACACUUGCACGUUUUUGAUGUAAAACUGACGGGCAAUAUUGCCUUAAACCAGCAGAUUUGUAUUUGGGUUAAUGAGGAAGACGAGGAUGACUUUUUUUUUUUUGCAUUUGUGAUCAGUAUAGUACUCUCUUUGUGGGUAGCAUUACCUGUUUGUAUGGCCUUAAAAUUAUGUCUGUGUAUUAUUGCUUUGACAGCUGUAUCAUUCAUGCCUUUGCCAGUCACACACGUCAUGCUUUCAAAUGUUGAACUACUCUGUAAAAGCUACCUAUACAACCUGAGGAGCAGGUCAGUACUGUAUGUGCAAUGCUGCAGUGGGAGACGCACACACUUACAAUGACUUAUGUGCUAAAUCAUAAAGAAAAUACAUAAUUUUGUAUACAUAUUAUUUAUUUUAAAAACAUUGUGUAAGCAUCAGUGAAUUACAUUGUUUAUACUGUCUGAGUAUCAUGCAAAAAUGAGUUACAUUUGCUUUUUUAAAUUUUGUUUUAACUUCCGUCUUUGUCCUACUGCAAUGAUUAAAACAAUUGUUUGAGAAAAUGA
Messenger RNA from Micropterus salmoides (largemouth bass), 2252 nucleotides. RefSeq names its product PRELI domain containing 3A (gene prelid3a). The transcript has 6 exons. Lineage: Eukaryota; Metazoa; Chordata; Actinopteri; Centrarchiformes; Centrarchidae. Gene Ontology annotation, molecular function: phosphatidic acid transfer activity. Gene Ontology annotation, biological process: phospholipid transport. The coding region runs from base 311 to 970 and encodes 219 amino acids. The record is from RefSeq and is a predicted model, not a curated record. Gene Ontology annotation, cellular component: mitochondrial intermembrane space.